UUCAAAUGUUUCCGGCCAAAGCGAUUGCGUACGCACUGAAGAUUAUGAAAACCACAUAUAUAAAGGCCAGGAGGAUUCAAAAACAUCAGUAUCUGUGUAAACAAUACCAAACAAUGUUCUCAAAGUUCGCUUUCGUCGUCCUUUUGGCAGCUGUUGCUCGCUGCAGCGCUUCAGGAGGAGCCUCAAGCUUCUCCUAUGGAGUAUCAGACCCUAACACUGGUGAUAUCAAAGACCAACACGAAAAGCGAGUAGGAGACAGUGUUGUUGGACAAUACUCCUUGCUUGAAGCUGAUGGAACCAAACGUACCGUUGAAUAUUCCUCUCAUCCUCAAACUGGAUUCAAUGCUGUAGUCCGAAAAGACCCUCCUCAUGGUGUCCACCCUCCAUCUGCAGUGGGAUACAAUGGUGUUGCUUCAGCUCUUGGUGGUUUAGGAUACGCUGGUGCUAAUCCACUGGCAUAUGGAGGACUAAACGCAUGGAACCCUGCUGCAAAAUCAGCGUAUGCUGGCAAUCCCUACGUCGGGGCUUAUGGUGGAUACAACGGCGCUGCUAAUGGCUGGACUCCGAACUAUGCUGCCAAUGUUGGAGCCAAUGGAUGGCCAAGCAACUAUGGUGCUUCUGGAGUAUACGGCGCUAAUGGGUGGUCUACCACUUCUGUCACCUCUUGGCCAAACAACGCUGCUGCGAACGCUUGGCCUAGCAACGUAGGAGCCAAUAUUGGUGCCAAUGUUUGGCCCAGUGCAGCAGCUGGUGUUGGCGCUUGGCCCCAGAAUUAUGGUACCAAUGGUGUCUAUGGUGCUAACGGAUGGUCUCAAGGUUAUGGAGCAGCUGGAUAUGCUGGCUAUGGCAACCGUUUGGGGUGGUAAAUAAUUGCUCAAUUGAAAUUGGCUGCAAAUUAUUCUGGACUCGGCUGUGUAUCUCUGGAACUAGUUACGAUUGUAAUUGUUUGAUCUCUUAUGGCAAUUAAGAUAAUUGAAAAACCAAAAAAAAAGUUUCUUGUUGAAUAGAAACUGAAAUAUAUUACUCGUAUUUAAA
Spodoptera frugiperda (fall armyworm) is the source of this 1035-nucleotide messenger RNA. RefSeq names its product fibroin heavy chain-like. The record is from RefSeq and is a predicted model, not a curated record. NCBI's taxonomy places the organism in Eukaryota, Metazoa, Arthropoda, Insecta, Lepidoptera, Noctuidae. The transcript is spliced from 2 exons. Gene Ontology annotation, cellular component: extracellular matrix. Bases 6 to 866 code for a protein of 286 amino acids.